Molecule: messenger RNA, 1384 nt
Organism: Phyllotreta striolata
Lineage: Eukaryota; Metazoa; Arthropoda; Insecta; Coleoptera; Chrysomelidae
Source: the annotation of a GenBank genome assembly
AAUUCUCUAAAGUUACAAAGUAUAUUUAGUUUAGUUUAGAAAUCGGUCGGAAAAUGAUGGUUCUAACAAAUCCUCCAAACAAAGAUAUUACAAUUUUCAAUUAUUGCUACUUAAUUUGCUUUUUGUUCGGACUUGUACCGCAUAAAUCCGGUAAAAAAAUUAGCACGGUGGCGAUUAUUGUUUUCUGGAUUUUGUGUUUGGGCAUUUGCUUACGGUUAGCGGGCAUUUUAUAUCAGGAUACUGAGUAUUUGCUCACUCGAAUGUUCGUUGUAAUUCUAGCUUUUAUGCUAAUUAUCUUCAGCUUGUUUUCACUUCACAUAAUUUUCAAGAAAAUCAAGCAAUGGAAAAAUGUAUUGGAGAACGUGAAGAUGCUUGACGAACAUUUAGGGAGCAUCGAGAAGUUAGAUUUUAGUUAUUCAGCCAUCGCAAUUUUCGAUAUUUGCUGUCUUAUUGCCGUACCCAUCAUGAUGUUUAUUUUUCUCUACGAAAAAUUACACUUGUAUUUCAAAAGUUUAUUGAUACUAGCAACAAUAACUCUCAAUAAGUACGUUUUAGAGGACAUUUUGUUCGUACGAAUUAUGACCAUUCUUAAAACAAGAUUGUUAAAAUUGAAUCGAAUAAAAAAUGUGAUAUUUAUUUCGCCGAAGGUACCACUUAACCGACGUUUAAAAUUGGAUGAUAUAGAUUAUAUUAAAAAAGGCUACAAGUAUAUUUAUUUCAUUAUGCAAGAUACGAAUCUCAUCUAUGAAAAAAUGUUCUUAUUAAAAGUAACCAACAGCUUCAUGGAAAUUAUUUUGAUUUAUCAGUUUGUUAUCGAACAAAAUGCUGUAUUCACAUCUACAGCAUUCACCUUAUUUCAUUUUUACUUUAUUCUGCGAAGCAUCAUGUGUUGUGACAGCGUGGAAAAAUUGGGAAAAGACCUUGGAACCUGGUGCAAAGUUUUGCAAACAGAAAUCGAAGAUCCGAGAUUGAAGCAAGAACUAUCAGAUUUAACGAACUUAAUAGAAUCAUUACCGUUAAAUUUCUCACUUUUUGGAUUGUUCCAGUUCAACAACCAGCUAAUUCCGACUAUACUGAGCGGCAUUACAUCUUAUUUAAUCAUUAUUAUGCAGUUCAAAUCUCAACGCGCUUAAUUGAAUAAUUAUCCUAAUCACCAGCCCACCCCGCAUACGCACAAUACUGUAGGAAUAAUCUACACUAAAUAAACAAAUUAAAGCACUAUUGUUUAGGUUUCUAGGAAUCGCAUCCAUAUUAAUUGGAUCGUAAAAUCCAUUUGUUUGAUAUCCUUUUUUCUUGACCCUAAAAAUUAUUCUUAUUCCGGAUAAAAAUUCGUUUAAUCGAUAUUAUUUACUCACUAGCCGGGAUCAACGAGAGGUUAUCGAUA